This is a messenger RNA of Acipenser ruthenus (sterlet), 4726 nucleotides long. Its product is annotated as inhibitor of apoptosis protein-like. The record is from RefSeq and is a predicted model, not a curated record. Lineage: Eukaryota; Metazoa; Chordata; Actinopteri; Acipenseriformes; Acipenseridae. The coding region runs from base 1463 to 3319 and encodes 618 amino acids. Gene Ontology annotation, biological process: regulation of apoptotic process. The transcript is spliced from 9 exons.
UCCAAGUUUGACUGAUAGACAGAUAGACCUAUUUAACCUCAGUAACUGCUGAAGAUGCCUUUUAAAAUUUCAGCCCAUUGGAAAAGCAGUUCAGACAGCACCUCCGAUAAAUGUCUAAACUCUUGAGCAAAAGAAUGUAUAUUGAUUGCACACGUUUCAUCAAAAUUAGACAAGCGGCUCUGCGCAGAUGCGUCUGUCUUUAUGCGCAAACUGGUUGAAACUAAAGGGAGGACAUUAAGCGUGUGCGACCAUUUUCUUUCUCUGUAUGCAGUGUGCGACUGCUAUGCCACCAUUGAAACAGACUAAUUGAUGGUUGACGCACAACCGGUACGCUUCCUGGUGGUGUGUUGUUUAUCAGAAAAGAGCCGGCCAUUUUACUAUUCUUUCUUGGUUUUUUUUCAUUUUUUUUAAACGCGUAGGGUGUUGUAAAUUAGUACUACUAGUUUGAGGAACAUAGGAAAGCACAAUUCUGUUAUGAAGGGUCGCAUAAGAAGGCUGGAAUAGAAGAAACGACUGGAGUUUUCAGCAUUUUUAUUUGAUGUUUUCACAGUUAACCACUUACCAUUUUACAGUUUAAGAAAACCUUUCAUCAUGGAGACCUAAACAUCAUAAAAAGGGGUGCCGGGGUUCAGGGAGAGAGUUCUGAAUUAAUAUGGCAUCUUAACAAAGGUGCUGGGCAAGGGGAAACCAGUGUUUUUGUUUGCUACACCAUCAAACCAUUAGUCUAAUGUUAAGUCAUCCGCGUGAAUGUAGUUCUUUCUUAAAAAUGGAUAACACUCACAUUACACAAAUAAAUAUGAAGGAGAUCGCUAAAAGCAGGAGCUAUUUAUUUAAACCUUGCAACUUAAAAUCAAGCAUCAAUUUUUGGUCAUCAAACGAACCAGGUUGACCACAGAAGGGACUGCUAUUGGUGAUUUUUUUGGUUUAUAUUCAUGUUUAGUUUGCAGGCUUUAGUUCAGUACAACAGAACAUGACUUGUUUCAUUGGUUGCUGUAGGUAGCAUGGCUGGCCUGGCAAGCCCAAAGUCUCGCCAGUGCUCGCCAACAUGCAGUGUUUUAGGAGCUUUAUUAUUUUUUAAAAUAAAGAGAAUAAGUAUAUUUAUUAACAUCCAUGCCUUUGUCAAUCGCGCAUCUAUGCGUUAAAACAGACAGCUGUUGUUUUGUUUUACUUUUUUUUUUUUACUUCUAAUGGUGAAAAACAUACAGUUUGGAUUGUUUCUGCUCCUGGAACCAUAGUCAUAUGAAGAUCAUAACUUGCGACGUCUCAUUUGUUUGCAACUACUAAUGCUCUUUUUUGACAUACUUUUGUUUAACCAUCCAAUAUAUACUAAACUCAAAAGCGUGUACUGGGGUUUCUAAUCACCCCACUACAUUCAUGCUAUUAUUAUAGUCUUUGUCUCUAGGUUUCCCUGUAAUUCAGAACUCUCUCCCUGAAAUGGGCACCCCUUUUUUACCUUCUCAAAAUGGAGAUACUAAAAAGCAACACCUUUUUUAUGAACUUAAUGCGCAACAAUGCCCCAGUGGACCUGCGCUAUGACUAUUCCUCUGAACUCUUUCGUAUGUCUACCUUCGCCAAAUUCCCUGCCAGCGGUGCAGUGUUGGAGAGGAGUCUUGCGAGAGCUGGCUUUUAUUACACUGGGGUGGGCGACCGUGUUCAGUGCUUCCGCUGCAAAGUGACGGUGGAGAACUGGCAGGCAGGAGAAUGUCCUGCCGAAAGGCAUAAGCGCCAGUCUCCCGACUGCCCUUUUGUUCAGGGGCUCGCCUCCAGCUCCAGCCUCCUGUCUUCCUCGCACUCCGCUUUCUCCCCUCCUCUUCAGAGCAUCCUGCUGUCACAGAUCUCGAACUCCACUUCCCCGCCACUAGUUGAGCAGCAGGUGGGCUAUUUCAGUAACCGCUUCAGCAGCAUUCCUCCCAGCCCCUUGUCCUCCCGGAGCACGGAGGAUGUGUCUCAACAACGUCCAGCUACCUCUCAGCACCCCAGGAUGCGCCGUGAGCAAGAUCGUCUGGACACCUUCCAGAACUGGCCCCUGGCUAAUAUCACUCCCUCGGAGCUGGCCAAGGCAGGAUUCUUCUACUUGGGACAGGGUGAUAGGGUGGCGUGCUUCUCUUGCGGUGGAAAUCUAAGCAACUGGGAGCCAGGAGACAGGGCCGUGUCGGAGCACCAGAGGCACUACCCCUCCUGCCGCUUUGUGAGGGGUGACGGAACAGAUAAUAUUCCCCUUCCGGCGUCCAUCACGUCCCUCAACGUGUCCAAUCCUGCCAUGCAGCUGUGCGAGGAAAGACUGCUCACAUUUGUCAGCUGGCCGACAAGGAUUCCUGUGCGACCCGAUCAGCUGGCCAAAGCUGGUUUUUAUUAUGUGGGUCGAAAUGAUGAUGUAAAGUGCUUCUGCUGCGACGGUGGAUUGAGGUGCUGGGAGUCGGGUGACGACCCAUGGGUGGAGCAUGCUAAAUGGUUUCCAAGAUGUGAGUAUCUUCUGCAGGAAAAGGGUCAAGAUUUCGUCCAUCAGAUUCAGGCCAGGUUCCCACGUCUCUUUGAGCAGUUGUUGGCAAAUGGGGACCACAGUUCUCGUGAAUUUUCUGAUCCAACAGUGGUUCACCUUGGGGUUGGAGAGGAGAGGUCUGAGGAUGCAGUCAUGAUGAACACCCCAGUGGUGAAGGCAGCCCUGGAUAUUGGGUUUGACCGAAAUCUUGUGAAGCAAACGGUCCAGAGCAAAAUAUUGAGCACGGGCGAAAACUACAAAACAGUCCAGGAACUCGUAACUGAUCUCCUCAACGCUGAAGACGAGAAAAGAGAAGAAGAAAAAGAGAGAAUUGCAGAGGAAAUGGCUUCAGAUGGCUUUACCUUUCUAAAGAGGCAUCGUCUUGUCCUGAUUCAGCGACUGAAAAGUGUGAAAAGUUUGAUGGAUCAUUUACGAGAACAGUCUGAAAUAACCCAAAAAGAAUAUGACAUGAUCAUCAGCAACUCGUCAGUGAAACAGCAGACUGCUCAGCUCCUGGACGUAGUCCUUUCUAAAGGGAAUGCUCCAGCUGAAGUAUUUAAAAACUGGAUUCAAAAGAAUGACAUCUACUUAUUAAGAGACUUAAUGGCACAACCAAAUGAAGAAUCUCCCAGUCAAGAUCUGUCAGACAUGACCAUGGAAGAACAGCUGCGAAGGUUGCAAGAGGAACGCACCUGCAAAGUGUGCAUGGACAAGGAGGUCAACAUUGUAUUCAUCCCCUGUGGGCACUUGGUAGUGUGCAAAGAAUGUGCCCCUUCCCUGCGCAAGUGUCCUAUCUGCAGAGGCAUGGUGAAGGGCACUGUGCGCACAUUCCUGUCCUAGUCAGUUUUAAAGCAUGAGAGCAGUGCUUCUGGCUAACGCAGAGAAUGUAGUUUAUGAAUACACAGCCCUCUGUAGUUUGUAUUGUGAUUCACCUCGGCCAGAUAGAAGUGUGAUUGGAAGAUGUUGUUCUAACAACGGGUAUAACCUUUUAUUGUGCAGAACUGCAGACGUUUUUGGGGGUGGGGGAUUAAAACAAUAAGACCGUGUAAUGCUGGUAUGCUAAUGAGCAGAAACAAAAGGGAUUUUAGAGCCUUUGCUGUGACACUAUCUGCCAAACAAGUAGUCCAUUAUACAUGUCGUAGGUGGGGGGGAAAUCAUUAAGCCUCUAUAAAUUAAGAAUGCAUUUUCUAUGACAGUGGGCCAGAAGAAGGUUGCACAAAACAUGACGUAGCCAGGGGGCUGUUCACAUUAUUAUUUAUUUCUUAGCAGACGCCCUUAUCCAGGGCGACAGAACAAUUCUACAGUUGUUCUGUAGAAUUGCAAUUCGUCUUAAUUCGUCUGGUAAAUAAUACAGGCUACUGUAUGCUGAAACGUGCAGAUGUUUUAUAUAGGUAGAAAUUAAAAAUCUAGCUUUACCUUCAUAUAGAUGCAUGCAAUUUUUGAACAGAUCUGUAUAGGCUAUUUCAAAUUUCCAUAUGCAAAUAUGGUGUGCAUCAUAUAUUUACAAGGAACUAGGUUUAGCAUUUAUUUAAAGAAUAACCAUGAGUCUGCAAGAUGCACAGUUAAUGUCUUAAGUAACAUGAAUACCAAGGUCUUACAGAAAAUGCGUAUUUGUUCUGAUCUACUUUGUCUGUUUUGCUGCCAUAUUUCCAGACAUUUAGGUCUUGUAUGUAUUAAAAAAGCACCGACCUCAGAAUAGGUAGUAACACAACAGAGUACUUUAAAAUCAGAGCUGUCCACACUCCAAGUCUGUCAGAUACACAGGAGCACAUCAUUGAGCUUAUCUGAGCACUUUUUAACUGGGUUUGGUACAGGUUUUAUUUCUGACUAUUGUUAGCCCUGGUAAUGUACAUGUCUGUACAGGUAAUUGGCUUCCUGGAAUAUGCUAUCACUAAUCUGUAGGUUUUGUGUUAUGCAAGUAUGGUGUGAUUUCAUGGAAAACUGAUUACAAGAGGUGCAUUUUGUUUAAUUGGUCUUGUUGUGUUGUGUGUUUUUUUUUUUUUUAAAUUAGUCAGUUUGCCUAACGAAUUUAAAUAUGCGUGUGUUUUUCAAGAUUUGAUUCCAUUUGUUGGUGGAAACAAGCACUGGAAAAAUUUGGUACAACAACACCAUGCUGUGGGGGUGGGGUUUAAGCAAGAUGUUGAUCUUUAGAAAGUAGGCUUUAGGAAAUUCCAAGCACCGCAAAAUUCUCACACAGCUCUAUAUGAUUAUUUAUUUAAAUAUAAAUAAAUCUCUGCUUUUGGUAAA